GUACGUGACUUAAUUUCUGCUGUGCCAGCACCUGGUAAAAUAAAAACAGAGAAACUAGAGAAAGCCCGGCGCUCAAAGAGAAUCAAUGGCUACUAGAAGAUCCAGACAAGUUCCUUUCUAUGGUUGGGUCUGCGAGUAUUGUCUUGAAGUCAGCCCCUGGAACACACAACUCCUGACCACAGAAUGUUCAUGCCCUGUGGUAGUGCCUGUAGAAGUGGCUAUCAAUGAUGAGGAAGUGUUGGAGCGAAUACGACCAUUGCCCAGGAGCUUACCCUCAGGGAGGUUCAUCUUGUGUAAGAAUGGGGACGGGUCGUGUUAUCGUGGGAACCACUGUACGUAUGCUCACAGCAAGGCGGAGCAAGAGGCCUGGAACGCUCAGUUAGACACUGAAGGUGUCAGCAAGAUAGGAAGUCCCAUCAAAGUCCUCCCAUCGCCACGGAAGCAGAAGGUCCCUACACAGGAAGAGUUCCCUGUCCUCAGUCCCAUCUCUCCCUUCACACCCACUACCGCUCUGUCUGGCUUUUCAUACGCACAAGCUAUGCGACCAAGGAGACAGGCUCCUCCUUUCAGGCAACAAAUCAGACCACAGCAACAACAGUUCCCACCGUUUGAAGUUCAGCGACAACUUCACAAUCAGCAAAACAGACCUGUUUUCAGUAAUCCUCAACAUAUACUUCAUCAACAGUUUGGUAUGCCUCGACCCCCUCCCAUGAUUCCUACCCCCCACAGUCAUUACAAGCCCCCAUACGGACAUCCACAGGUUGCCCAUCCUGGUGGUCAGCCACAGAGACCCCCUCUCUACCACUACCCCCCUCCAGCCGCUAUCUCCAUGCCAACAAUUAAUACUGGUCACAAUGUAUAUGCUCCACAACAGCAGCAGUCUGAGGAAUGGCCAUCAAUGUCACCACCCUCCACUAAACAUGUCCAGCCACGCCUACGUCUCCCGCCCCCUCUCCCCAGUCCAGUGACCCCCCAUUCGUCCAGUAGGGGGGGUACACACCUACGUCUCCCGCCCCCCCUUCCCAGUCCAGAGACCCCCCAAUCGUCCAGUAGGGGGGGUAAUCCUGACGUUAUACAUGCCCCCUUGUCUACGAAGAACUAUAAGAGCAAGUUCACUGAACUGCUCAAACUGGAGGAAAUUGAGCAUAAGAAAGUGCUGGAAGAAAAAUGCAAUGGAGAAUAUGAUUUGUUUCUCUACCAGUACGGGACUAAACCACCAGCUCUGAGACGACCACCCGAUGUUCAAUAUCGUCGCUAUGGCUACCUGGAAGACAUCAGCGGAGACCAAGUGGCAUAUGCAACACAAGCCAGUCAAGGCUCGAUUUAUAUUCACAACCUCGGCCAAGUGAAUAUCUGUAAAGCUGAUAUCCUUCGAGACAACUACAGCCAUACUGAGGAGAAGCUGUAUAUUGGCUUUGAAGCCCAAGAGGAGCAGAAAUUACAGCAUGGAUUUCCAGCAGCGGGAAGCAGGAAUCUUACACGAAUAAGUGUUGUUGUGAAGUUCAUGUUAAAGCAUUCGUAUUUCCGAAAUCUCAAGUCUUGUGUAUCGAAAGCAGCCGUACAUAUUAUCCAGAAAAUUGUGCCUACUCCUCGUACGUUCAGCCAAGAGCCAGUUGAUAUUCGAAUCGAUCUUAAGCCUUUUGAAAGCCUCUGUUCUCCUGAUCAGCUUGCUGCAUUAGAAUCCAUUCUAACCUGCUCCCCCCGAGGUCCCCCUAAUAUAAUCGUAGGGCCAUUUGGUACGGGAAAGACACGUAUCCUAGCAAUGGCUGCCAGCUGCUUCUUUACUGAAGCUCGUAUCAAACAGCAACCUGCUCGUAUUCUAGUGUGCACUCAACAGCGAGAGUCUGUGGAUAAUUUCUAUGACCACUAUCAAAAUUUGAUGACUGGCAAAGAGGAUGAUGUUGAAGUGAUUAUUCUGAGGGAUCGUGGCUUCAAGCAUAUCGGGACAGAAGAAAAGAAUGUCUACAAAACGAUUCAAAGCUUUCUUUCUUACCAAAGAUUUCUCAACGUGCAACAAAAUCAUCUUGUGAUGUCAACAUGCAUGAUGGUACGUGAGCUGGUUAGAGAUCUUGGUGAUCGAUUCUUCACUCAUAUUCUGAUUGAUGAGGGGGCCCAGAUGCGGGAGCCUGAGGCUAUUGCCCCCCUCUCUCUGGCUAAUCCUGAUACGACCAAGAUUGUGAUCGCUGGAGAUCAGCAUCAGGUUGGUCCAGCGAUGCUUGUGUUUGGAGAGGUCCCAUCAUCGUGUGGUCUUGCUACUUCGUUACUAGAGCGACUACAUUUCUCGUACAAGCGACUCCGACAAGAAUCCUACAUCUCCACGCUUGUAACCAACUAUCGAUCUCAUCCGGACAUAUUUGAGCUCCCGUCGUCCCUAUUUUACGAUACCCCCCUGAUAUCACCGUCUGAUCGUGACCCCCCAUCUCUACACCCCCUGUACCCCUACCCCCUCGUGUUUGUGUGCUCCAAUAUAGAUCAGGAUAUUACGCAAGUGGACGACAAUGUGAAUGAAGCUGAGGCGAGUAUCCUGCUGGAUGAGGUGAACAAGUUUGCCAAGAGUUGGCCUACCGCUAGCUGGGGGCCUGUGGACCUCUCUCAAGCUUGCAUCAUGAGUCCAUCAAGACCACAGCUAACGACAGCCAACCAACUGAUUUUUGAGAAAAGAUUGUCUGGCAAACUGAAGACUGUACGGAGACUACCCACGUAUGACAUGCAAGGUAGGGAGUUCCGAGCUCUGUUCCUAAGCACCUCUGAGCCGACCCACUCUGAUGCCUCAACCUGUAACCCCACUAAGAGCCUCUGCGAUAGACACAUAUUCAACACAGCUCUCACUCGAGCCCAAUCACUCGUUGUUGCCAUUGGUAACCCUUUCCUACUACUCAAGACGGAGCAAACCAUGAUGGAGAAAUACGGAAAGAAAGGAAAAGUUUGGAGUAACUAUCUCAAGAGAUGUCUCGAGCACGGUUCUUUUUUUAUCCCUCCAUCUUUAAACGUGACCAAAAAGAAAGCGAAAUCUAUUAAGUCGAAGCUCAGAGCACUUGUGCUUGAACGUACACAUGAAGAGGACUCUACCUCUGAUAGUGAAGCUGCUGGUAUGCCCAAUGAAGAUGAUUUCCCUCUACUAGUUUCGCCACCAGCCACUACACCAACGAAUAGAGUGCAUAAUCCGCCCACGCCCUCCAUAUAUGAAAACCAAGUAGAGCACUAUCCUCAAUCUGCCCCUCCUUCUCAGAUAUCUCAAACCACUCAGAUUGGGCACAGCUUUCAAAAUCAACAGUCGACAGCUUUCACUCAAGUUGUUCCUAGUACACCGAACAGUGCACCUCCAAUGCAGCAAAGCAAUCAAGAUCUGGACGAAAUACAACGAUUAUUUCCAGCCCUUUUUGGAAGCUCUACACCAAGCCAACAGCAUUCCUCACAAGCACCAGCUCAGGUCUAUAAAAUGGCAGCUUCUUCUCAGCUAACACAGCCAAUGACAACGGUUUAUUCAGAGCAAUUGCCGUCUACACCGACAGUACCUACCGUAUCUCAAUAUCUCCAUGGCGAGGAACUCCAUCCACCGGCCUCUCAAAUGGAUAGUCCACGAAGCGAUUGUCCUGCUCAACCAGUACAGUUGGGGAGUGUUGUUCCACGAAGCGAUCAUCCUUCUGAACCAGUACAGUCAGUGAGUGUUGUUCCACAAAGCGAUCAUCCUUCUCAACCAGUACAGUCGGUGAGUGUUGUUCCACGAAGCGAUCAUCCUUCUCAACCAGUACAGUCGGUGAGUGUUGUUCUACGAAGCAAUCAUCCUGCUCAACCUGUUUCAGUCCGCUCACUGCCAGCAGCUGUACCACAAGGUCACUCAGAGAGUAAACUAAACCAAGAAGCCGCACCUCCUCAGCAACCACCGCCUUCUCACCAGUCGUAUAGUUCUGUAAUGAAAACACCACCGAUGUUGCGCUCGCCUCAAGCAAACAAUGCCUCGUCAACAAAUGAAAACGGACAAAAUGUAACAUCUCAGAGAAAACGAAAACAACGUUUGUACUCAGACACCGAUAGCGAAGUUGUGGCUAUUUUUAAUUUCACGCCCCCCUCGUCUGGUGUGUGGAGCGGAGGGGAGAUGAGAGUGUCCCCGGUUCGGGAAUUGACAGAUGGUCACCUGAAUGGAAUGGAGACAAGACUUGAUCAUCGAGGUGUGUUUGCAGCGGUCGGCUCUGAUUCGAUUUGUUUUACAGGCUCUAUUAGCAAUGAUACUCAUAGAAGGACGCCCACACCACCUCCACAAGGUGACAUGAUUGAACAAUCUGUUUCAUUGGCUUCAGACAGCACAUCAAAGAGAGCCAUUGUUGCUACACCUAAAGAUAUCACUCCUGAGUGCAGACUGGAUGACUACGAAGUGAAGAACCUGAUAGGCAGUGGUGGUGUCGGUGUGUUGUUCCAUGUGUAUCGUGCCAAGGAGGACUACGCUCUGAGAGCACUCAGACUCUCUGACAAUCCUAAGGAGCAAGAGGCAGUACUACGGGAAGUGAAGGGGUUGGUGACACUGCAGAACCACCCCAACAUUGUACGCUACCACACCCCCUGGACGGAGAGAGCUAAUGAAGGGUGUGACGAGAAAUGGGUGUGGUCAGUGCUCAAGAGCAAUCAUUCUAUUGAGAGCUCUGGCCCUCUCCCAACGUUCCUGUUCAUCCCCACGGAGCUCUGUAGGACAGACACACUCCACACCUGGUUACUAGAGCACUGCGAGGAGAAGAGUAGGAAGAAGAGUCAAGUACUCGACUUCUUCAAACAGAUCUUGGAGGCACUGGUGUACAUUCAUGGGGAGGGCUUCGUACAUCGAGACCUGAACCCGUCAAACGUGUUUUUCUCUCGUGGUGAUGGACGUCUCAAACUUGGCGGCUUUGGUCUCACAACAAAUGGACUGGUGAUGUCACAGGAAGGUCUUGGGACGGAUGGAGCGGAGACGUUCCUGUACCAGAGUCCAGAGCAGGCAAUGGAGGGGAGAGGGGACAAGGAGUCGGACAUGUUUGCUCUUGGGGUCAUCUUAUUUGAGUUCUUUUAUUUCUUCAAGACUGAGAAAAGAUACAAAGUGCUCACAGCUCUGCGCAGCCAGCUCGAGUUCCCUGCCCAGUUCACAGAGAGACUACCUAACGAGGUGGUGAGCAUUGUGAGAUUGCUACUGGCGACAGACCCGACCAAGAGGCCUACAGCUCUGGAGAUGACGACACUCAAGACUCUUCAGAGUCUCGAGAAGAAAGUGAGAAAGUCCAAGAGAGAGUACAUUCCUGUAUUCUAGUCUGAACAUUGUUUUUUGUGUUCAAUUCAUUUAUCCAUUGUCAUUGGAAGUCAAGUAUUUUAUUCAGAGAUUAUAUCUCUCUAGCUAGCUACAUUGUUGUGUUGUGUUCAUUUAUUAUCCCCUGUUUUUAUCUCCUUGUUACUGCUACAGCUAUCAGUUCUUAUGCUUCCAUUACGUACAUGCUUCAUAAUUCUCCAACAAUAGAUAAACAGGACUGGUGUAUAGAAAGUAAAACAUUUGACUCAAUUUGUUGUGUUCAAUUACCUCCCACACUAGCUGUACAUUAUGGUGUAACCUUCCA
Halichondria panicea is the source of this 5573-nucleotide messenger RNA. RefSeq names its product probable helicase with zinc finger domain. Gene Ontology annotation, biological process: protein phosphorylation. Gene Ontology annotation, molecular function: ATP binding; helicase activity; metal ion binding. The transcript has 16 exons. Bases 86 to 5272 code for a protein of 1728 amino acids. Lineage: Eukaryota; Metazoa; Porifera; Demospongiae; Suberitida; Halichondriidae. Gene Ontology annotation, cellular component: nucleus; cytoplasm. The record is from RefSeq and is a predicted model, not a curated record.